AAAGUCAACUUAUUAAACGUAUUAAGCCGCUUGCGCAUGUCUGAUAGGUAAUGUGUCAAUGGUUUAUCUAGUUGUUGCCGAUGUAAGUUCAAAUGUUGCUGCGAAAACAUUUGUGCUAAAUUUUGCCCAACUUUUGAGCGACAGGUCUGGACAUUAGUCACUGCAAGUUGUAUCAAAAAGUGGAAGAAAUCGAGCCAAACAGUCAUCCAAGAGGACGGGGUCGCCGAAAAUUAAAUAAAAAAGUCCGACAGAGAACAAUAGACCGUAGCUUAUAAUGGGCAGUAAUUCGUGAUUACAAUACAAACUUUCCGACUCGAUAAAAGUGUCCAUAUAAAAAAUCGCAGCAAGCUGCCGUGUUAAAGAACAAUAAAAGCAAGUUUUUAAUGAGAAAAUAAAACCAUGGCGGAAAUUUAUCGUUGCGAAAAAGCCGCUGUGGAGAAGCUGCAAGCCGUUCCGGAACCGGAGUGGAUUCUGGACAGGACCGGCACCGGGCCCUUGUAUUGGCGGAGAGAGUCCCCGGAAUGCAAUUCCAGAGUAAAAUUCCGGUUCGACGUGGAAGUCAAGGAGUUCCAGCGCAGUGCUCACGAAUUCGAAGACUUGGAAUGGUCGCGAUGCAUCGAAGAAUCCAACACUCUAACCAUGGGUCUGGCGUGCAUCAUUUGCAUCACCGUAACAGUGAUGCUCCCUUGGUACAUCAUGAUCGGAACCUAUUGAAAAUCUUUAGUCGGACAUCUGUGAUUGACCGACAGGACUUUGAACUGUUGACUUGUUAAAGGUCAAGGAGUGAUUGUGAUAUUAAAUAUUUAUUGAGGGUAUUACAUACCUACGUUGUGAGAAAAAGUGAUAUUUAAUUUAGCCUUUGUUACAUCGCUUCCGAUGUAAAUAAAAUUAAGUUCAUUUUGUUUGUACGUGGGCCCGAUUUGAAAAUGUUUGGUUGGGACAAAUGUUGGCUCUGGGAUAUAGAACCGUUUAGGUUCUUUGAAGCCAUUUGUUUUAUUACGGGAGAAAUAAACAAAACGACAAACACUAGAUGCACAUAUGAAUCUAUGACGGAAAUGCAAAACAGGUUCAGUAAAAUCGACUCCAAAAGCAUUUGUAGUUUAGUAAAAAGGAGCGCUUCUUCCACACAAGUUUGCAAAUUUUCUGGCGAUCACCCACGAACUUGUGGCUCCUAAAAGACUGCAGAUCCACUAGUAUAUUACGUAAUUUUCGAUAAAGAUUAGAUAACUCCAAUUCGAAAAUAACUUUGAAUAAUCAAACUUUUAUUUUAACGUCACAAAUUAAUUUUUAAUAUAAGACUACAGCUGUAUUUCAGAAAGGGUAAAGUUUAUUUUAGAAGAUAUUGUAAUUCAGGCUAGUAAACUGUAAUUCAGAAAUAAAAUUUGUAAUAUUCUGGGUUUAAAAUUUAAAAUUACAAAAUACCACAAAAAUCAAAACUAUGUUCUUAAUUACUACUUCGUUUUUUUGGUUGGCUUAGGUAAAAGUUUUACUUUCAAUUGAAAAAAACACAAACUUCUGCAUUUUGAUUUUAUUCUGUACAUCUGUACAGUCAUCAAUAAAAAGCAUGACACCCUAAAACCGCAAAUUUUUCGAUAUGAAUUUAAACUAAAAAAGUCAUCUGGCACGAAAAGUUGAUAACUGUUGACUGCUUUCAAGGGGAAAAAAAGGGAAAAAAUCAAUUAUUACAUUUCUCAUCUCUUUUUUUUAGUUUAUAAAGACAUCAAAAAUUAGGUCUAACUAAAUAAGAAAUUUAAUAAAAAACUUUUUUUUCUAAAUGUGUAGAAUGUGACUUUUUCCCGUGUACUCUUCAGUUACCUACUUAAAUUUAUUAAUUAAACUUUUGUAUCCUUGAUAGGAAAGCUCCGUACAAACAAAAUAAUAACUAAAAUCUCUGAUUACAGUGGCAGAAAAAAAUAAAACUUUUAGUAGUUUUCUAGUCAUAAAAUAUACCUUUUUGUAACUUAUAUAAGACAUCCCAGAACUUGACUGGGUACCAAAUCAUCCUGUAUAUAGCUGCAUCAAUGUCUAAAUCUGGUGAUUUUUCCUGGUGUGUACGCAUAUUGAGUGAGUUGUUUAAAAACAUUGUUUAUAUGAUAAGAGAAAAAAUUGUCUACAAUAAAAUUAACUUUUUAAUACAAAAA
Tribolium castaneum (red flour beetle) is the source of this 2141-nucleotide messenger RNA. RefSeq lists its product as uncharacterized. The record is from RefSeq and is a predicted model, not a curated record. The transcript has 4 exons. NCBI's taxonomy places the organism in Eukaryota, Metazoa, Arthropoda, Insecta, Coleoptera, Tenebrionidae. Bases 400 to 714 code for a protein of 104 amino acids.